Botrytis fragariae is the source of this 279-nucleotide messenger RNA. RefSeq lists its product as uncharacterized. The transcript has 2 exons. Bases 1 to 279 code for a protein of 92 amino acids. The record is from RefSeq and is a predicted model, not a curated record. Lineage: Eukaryota; Fungi; Ascomycota; Leotiomycetes; Helotiales; Sclerotiniaceae.
AUGGCUAGCCAAACAUUCAACACUGCCGUAAAAGGCUCAAACAUCUUUGAUGUCAACUCCACCUCCACAACCCGAACAUCCCCAGCCGAACAAUCCAUCCUCUCAACCAACCGCAUCCAAACCUACACCAACGACUCUCAACACUCUACCACCUACGCAUCUCCAACCCUUGUGUACAACGGUGAUCAGGCAGCAGUCACCCAGUACUACACCGCCGCCGCGAGAAACAACAUCCAAAACUUUGAUGCGGCAUUCUACAGCAAUGGUGGUGGGCAGUAG